UCUGCGACCUGAGAGAGAAAGACCGCGCGAGAAAGAGAGCGCGCGCGUGCAUGUGUGCGCGUGAGAGAGACAGCUAGCCUGGACACAGACCGUUCCUUCUCUUCAUGAACUCAGAGACAUGGGGCGCGGAGAUAGUACUAUUUUAAGAAUGCCUCUGUGGGGAUGGUUUUACCUCAACGCGUUUUGGCUUUUCCAUCCUUCGACUGCGUUCCAGCUAACGGAUGAAAGGGGCUCCAGUGGAAGACUGGAUCUGACAGAACUGAUCGGUGUUCCUCUCCCACCAUCUGUCUCCUUCAUCACUGGUUUUGAAGGUUUCCCUGCAUACAGCUUUGGUCCAGAUGCAAAUGUGGGUCGUCUCACACGCUCUUUCAUCCCUGACCCAUUCUUCCGUGAUUUUGCCAUCAUCGUCACUGCCAAACCCACUACUCGUCGUGGUGGAGUCCUGUUUGCCAUUACUGAUGCCAUGCAGAAAGUUGUACACCUAGGAUUAGCAUUGGCACCAGUGGAGGAUAGAUCUCAGCGAGUCAUUCUGUACUACACAGAACCCGGGGCCACACACACCCAGGAGGCUGCUUCCUUUAAGAUGGGGGAUCUGACAGGCCAGUGGGCCAGGUUCACUCUGGCUGUGCAGGAUAACGAAGUGAAGCUCUAUAUGGAUUGUGAGGAGCAUCAUAAGGUGGCUUUUUACAGGAGCAAGAAGAGACUAACGUUUGAGGACAGCUCUGGUAUUUUUGUGGGAAACGCAGGGGGAACCAGACUGGAAAGGUUUGUGGGAUCCAUCCAGCAGUUGGUGCUGACUCCAGACCCGAGAGCACCGGAUGAGCAGUGUGAGGAGGAUGACCCCUAUGCAUCUGGAUAUGGCAGUGGAGAUGACAUUUAUGAUGACAGUGAAACAGAUGAAGUAAAGAAAGUUCAUGAAGAGAGAGAAUACUCUAUUCCUGAGGAAGAUCAGACUCUGCCUGUCAGUGCACCUCCUACUGAGUCAUCAUCUGCAAUUCCAUCUGAUGAUGAAGAUCUGGAGGAAGAGGAGGCAUCAGGCCAAGAUGAGAUUAUCACUUACAAGGAACCAAACAAAACAGAGAAAGCUGUAUAUCUAAAAGGAAGUGAGUAUCCUGUGAUGAUUCCAGUGCACAAAGGGGAGAAAGGAGAUCAGGGACCUCCUGGCCCCCCUGGUCCUCCUGGACUUCCAGGCACAUCUAAUCCAUUAAGUCCCAAGGAAGAUGCUGCAACUUGGUUUGGAGAGCCAGGGGCCCGAGGACCACCAGGACCUACUGGUGCUCCAGGGAAGGACGGCUUACCCGGCAGUAAUGGAAAAGAUGGUCAACCAGGAGGAACUGGAGUUCCAGGGUUUCCAGGCGUACAAGGUGACCCAGGAAUCAAAGGAGAAAAGGGUGAUUCUGGAGUUGGCCUUCCUGGGCCUCCGGGACCACCAGGACGAGGAGGGGCAAUCCGAUAUGUGGAUGCAAUUGAUGGUUCAGGAUUUGAGGACUUUGACAGUGACACAGAGGUCAUCAAAGGUCCACCUGGGCCUCCAGGACCUCCAGGGCAACCUGGCCCUCCUGGUUCCCCUCUUGGUCUCUCUCCAGGGUUAACAGGACCUUCAGGGGCUCCUGGGAAAGAUGGGAAGGAUGGGGAGAUGGGUAAACCUGGAAUCCCAGGUGCUAAUGGCAGAGAUGGUGAACCAGGAGAAGAUGGUAUAAAAGGAGAACAGGGUGAAGCUGGAUUGCCUGGACUUCCAGGACAAAAGGGUGACCCAGGCCAGCCAGGUCUCCAAGGACAACAAGGGCCUGUAGGACCAGAGGGCAAAAAAGGACUGCCUGGACCUCCUGGGCCUCCGGGUCCACCUGCACACUUCAGUUUUGAUGCUUUGGAUUCAGAGAGUUCAGGAAUGGCUGGCGGCAGUGGCUAUGGGCCUUCACUUCCUAGAGGGCCUCCUGGUCUCCCUGGCCUUCAGGGUGCUCCAGGCCCAAAGGGUCAAGAUGGACUUCCAGGCACCUCAGAGAAGGGAGAACCUGGUCCCAGAGGACCUGAUGGAGCACCUGGACUGCAGGGACUUCCAGGAAAAAAUGGCGAGAAGGGAGAGAAAGGAGAUAUAAGACAAAAAGGAGAAAGAGGUCAAGAUGGAGUCAGUCUUCCUGGUCCACCAGGGCCACCCGGACCACCAGGACCUGUCAUCAACCUUCAGGAUUUAAUGCUAAAUGAUACUGAGGGCCUCUUCAACUUCUCAGGGAAUUUUGAAACACAAGGGAUCAUGGGGCCAAGAGGUCCAAAGGGUGACCGUGGCAUGCUAGGAGCCCUGGGCCCUCCAGGGUUAAAGGGUGAGAAAGGUGAACCAGGGAUAAUGAUUGGUCUAGAAGAAUCAUUACGGUCUGGAGUGACUUGGCCAAAGGGAACCAAGGGUGACAGUGGUGUUCCUGGACCACCUGGUGUGAUGGGGCCUGUCGGACCAGUUGGACCUAAAGGCGAAUUUGGAUUUCCUGGUCGCCCGGGUCGUCCUGGUUUAAAUGGACUCAAGGGAGAAAAAGGAGACUCAACCGGAUUACCGGGUCCGCCUGGUUCUCCUGGCCCACCUGGACCUCCUGGAAUAUUCACCUGCCCCAGAGGAACAGUGCUCCCGAUUCCUCCCCGGCCCAACUGUAAAAUGCCUAUCAAUGGAAAUUCAGCUCCAGAAGGAGCUAGCUGUUCUGGUGCCAAAGGAGAGAAGGGUGAAAGGGGUCUUCAAGGCCCACCAGGUCCUACAAUGACUAUACUGGGAAAAGGAACAGGUUCAACGGGAGAAAAAGGUGACCUGGGCUUUCGUGGCGAUAAGGGGGAGAAAGGCGAGGCUGGGAUGCCAGGGUUUCCUGGACGAUCUGGACAAGUGGGAGCUAAAGGAGAUUCAAUCAUUGGACCCCCUGGUAAUCCAGGACUGCAGGGACCACCAGGUUCCCCUGGCAUUGGAAGACCUGGUGCUACUGGCCCCCGAGGACUACCCGGACCUCCUGGACCACCUGUCUAUGGCUAUGGCUCUGCUGCUGCUAUCCAAGGCCCACCGGGGCGCCCUGGUCCUCCAGGACCCCCUGGACAAAUUGCUGGAUCUGGCUCAGUAAGAAAAUAUGCAAGUCUUCAAGAUAUAACGCGUGAGUUCAACGUUGAGGAGGGAACAUUGGCCAUGGUGACAGACAUGGGUAAACUUUACCUCAAAGUCCAAAGAGGAUGGAAGGAAAUUCAGCUUGGAGGUCUGAUUGAGACGCAUCCCUCUUCUGCCCUCUCACAAGACGAAGCUAGACCCUUACUAAAAACCCCUCGACUCAGCAAUUCUCCUGAAAUUCACACAGGAAGUGCGCUCAGACUGGUUGCAUUGAACACUCCACUGACGGGAGACCUGGGCUCCAUCCACUCAGUAAAUAAGCAAUGUCGGCUACAGGCUCAAGCCAUGGGCAUACGCGACGGGUACAGAGCCUUCCUCUCUCAUCAUCUGCAGGACCUGAUUGAAGUGGUGCAGCCUCCUUAUCGCAGCAUACCUAUCGUUAACCUCAGGGGUGAUGUUCUGUUUAAGAACUGGGAUAGCAUCUUCUCCAACCAUGUCCUCCCCUCAGCAAUCCCCCUCUACUCUUUUGAUGGACGGGAUGUGAUGAGUGAUCCUUUCUGGCCCCAGAAGGCAAUAUGGCAUGGUUCAUCAGAGAAGGGCAGACGUUUGGAUGAUAAGAACUGUGAGUCAUGGAGGGCUGGUGACAUGGCCAUCACGGGCCAGGCUUCCUUCCUGUAUAGCGGCCUGCUGAAUCAGCAAACACGCAGCUGCUCCAACCAGUUCAUCGUCCUUUGCAUCGAGACCAACCCUGACCACAACACCGCCGAAGAAAUCAAACGGGCACAAUAUCGUCAUAGACGCUGGCAUUACAGAUAUUAAAGUCAACAUCAGACAAUCAGAUUGUCAACAUUCCAGAUGUAAAUAUCUGAAAGCUAACUAAAGACCAUUAUUCCAAGUCAUCUGGAAGCUAAUAAAGAAUGAGUAAUAGCUGUUCUCAGGUUUUGAGCACAUGGAUGUUUAGUAGCAAAGCCAUUUCUGUUAGAAUGUAAAGCUGCAUGACUGAUCACCUUGUUUAAGCAGUAAGACCCACGGGUGUUAAACCCCUACAUACCAUUGUGAUGCACUGUAUUUUCAUUUCUUAUUUUCAUUUCUUCUAUAGAUGUUUUCUAUAUUACAUUAUCUUUUCAUUUUGAGUAGCAAAAUAUGUGUCAGUAUUUAAUUUAAGUUCAUUUUUUUAUUUAUACCUGACAGCACAUAAUCUAAGUCAGAAGAUUGAGAAUAAAUAUGUAAUUUAUAGUUUCUGACUUUCAGGUGAACUCUGCUUUAGUUUCUUGCCUGUUUCAUCAAAGAAAAUUCUAUACAGAAUUUCAAUUCUAAAUUCUGGAUAUGUGACUACUUUUCCCCCAAGAAAACAUGUUCAUUCCUGUUUUUCCAUUGUUAAGCCAACAGCUUAGGCAAUGUUUGUUGGUAGGAAAUAAAGGAGUAUUUUUUAAUUUCACUGGUGCUUAAAGAAUAAAAUCUCUUUUUCAAA
Molecule: messenger RNA, 4541 nt
Organism: Trichomycterus rosablanca
Lineage: Eukaryota; Metazoa; Chordata; Actinopteri; Siluriformes; Trichomycteridae
Gene: col15a1a
Product: collagen, type XV, alpha 1a
Exons: 42
Coding region: 119-3889 (1256 amino acids)
Biological process (GO): extracellular matrix organization
Molecular function (GO): extracellular matrix structural constituent conferring tensile strength
Source: RefSeq, a predicted model, not a curated record